This is a messenger RNA of Mus pahari (shrew mouse), 3307 nucleotides long. It is a transcript of the gene Rnf103, whose product is annotated as ring finger protein 103. Bases 802 to 2853 code for a protein of 683 amino acids. The record is from RefSeq and is a predicted model, not a curated record. Gene Ontology annotation, biological process: protein ubiquitination. The transcript is spliced from 4 exons. Gene Ontology annotation, cellular component: endoplasmic reticulum. Gene Ontology annotation, molecular function: ubiquitin-protein transferase activity. NCBI's taxonomy places the organism in Eukaryota, Metazoa, Chordata, Mammalia, Rodentia, Muridae.
UGUCUUGACUGGGGCCGCGGCUGCAGCGGGUCCAGUGCUCCGGGGGCGACGGCCGCGGCCUGCGGAGGCGGCAGGGACGGUGGCCGCGGUUGGCGCGGCGCGUCCGCACAGGGCUGGGCGCCGCGCGGCGGCUACGCAGCUGACAGGAAGCCGCCUGGGAGAGCCGCGUUGGGGCCUAGCGUUAUUUGCUUUUUCCUAUUUUUUCCUCCCGUCGCGACUGUCGUCUCGCGCUCCUCCUCAGCGGGAGCCGCCGCGACGCCCCCUCGCGGGCCGCGGGGCCUGGUAGGCGCCGCCCGCGGGAACCUGGAGCCGCCGCCUGGCCUGGGCGGCCGCCGCCGGGCCUAAAGCCUGGGCGUUCGGCGCGGCGCUGCGGCGGUCGCUCCAACCCGCGCUGGGCGCGCCGGGCCCCGGGCCUGGCUCAGCCCAGCACCGCGUCCUCUGGACCGCGACCACUCAGUCCGGCCCCAACCGCCCGUAGCCUCUCGGAGCUGCCUCCGGGGUCACCCCCGGUGGGCUCUUGCCCGCUUCCAGCGGUCCGCGGCUCGAUGGGUGGGGUGCUUUUGAACGUCCCCCCUUCUCCCUUUCUCAGCUCUUGACCGCGAGGCCAGAGCCGGGGCUCUCAGUCGCACGCACGCCGCGAUCCACCUGCCUCCCCGCGGGGAUGGCCCGCCGGUGACCGCCACCGCCGCGCGCCCUCGCUGCCCUCGCUGCCCUCGCCCAGGCUGCGCUCCGUCGCCCCGCACUCGACCCCCUCCCCUUGUCCACGGCGUCCCGGCUCCCGGCGACGCCAAGAGGGCGAAGAUGUGGCUGAAGCUGUUUUUCUUGCUCCUGUAUUUCCUGGUCCUGUUCGUCCUGGCCAGGUUUUUUGAGGCCAUUGUGUGGUACGAGACUGGCAUCUUUGCUACUCAGCUGGUGGAUCCGGUGGCAUUGAGCUUCAAGAAGCUGAAGACCAUUCUGGAGUGUCGAGGGCUGGGCUACUCCGGGCUGCCUGAGAAGAAAGAUGUUCGGGAGCUGGUGGAGAAGUCAGGUGACUUGAUGGAAGGUGAACUCUAUUCUGCUCUUAAGGAAGAAGAGGCAUCUGAGUCUGUCUCUAGUACCAACUUCAGUGGUGAAAUGCAUUUCUAUGAGCUUGUGGAAGACACGAAAGAUGGCAUCUGGCUGGUUCAGGUCAUAGCAAAUGACAGAAGUCCUUUGGUGGGUAAAAUCCACUGGGAGAAAAUGGUGAAAAAAGUGUCAAGAUUUGGAAUACGGACAGGCACUUUCAACUGUUCCAGUGAUCCCAGGUACUGCAGAAGGAGAGGCUGGGUGCGUUCCACACUCAUCAUGUCUGUGCCACAAACAAGUACAUCUAAAGGGAAAGUCAUGCUUAAAGAGUACAGUGGACGCAAGAUUGAAGUAGAGCACAUUUUUAAGUGGAUAACUGCCCAUGCAGCUUCUCGGAUCAAAACUAUAUAUAAUGUGGAGCAUUUGAAGGAAGAAUGGAAUAAAAGUGAUCAAUACUGGGUAAAAAUAUACCUAUUUGCAAACCUUGACCAACCGCCAGCUUUCUUCUCUGCAUUAAGUAUAAAAUUUACUGGAAGAGUUGAGUUUAUUUUUGUUAAUGUGGAAAAUUGGAACAACAAGAGUUAUAUGACAGAUAUUGGUAUUUAUAACAUGCCAUCAUACAUACUUAGAACUCCUGAAGGAAUUUAUAGAUACGGAAACCACACAGGUGAAUAUAUAUCCCUUCAGGCCAUGGAUUCAUUUCUGCGCUCAUUACAACCUGAAGUAAAUGAUCUGUUUGUUUUGAGUUUGGUUCUAGUUAAUCUUAUGGCUUGGAUGGACUUAUUUAUUACACAAGGAGCAACCAUCAAGCGAUUUGUGGUUCUCAUAAGCACUUUAGGGACAUACAAUUCCCUAUUAAUUAUUUCUUGGCUACCUGUGUUGGGCUUUCUACAGCUCCCUUACUUAGAUAGCUUUUAUGAAUAUAGUUUAAGAUUGCUGCGCUAUUCUAAUACAACCACACUGGCUUCAUGGGUAAGGGCAGACUGGAUGUUUUACUCCUCACACCCAGCCCUGUUUCUCAGUACAUACCUUGGACAUGGUUUGCUAAUUGAUUACUUUGAGAAGAAGAGACGUCGCGGCAACAAUGAUGAAGUUAAUGCGAAUAAUUUAGAAUGGUUAUCAAGUCUGUGGGACUGGUACACCAGCUACCUCUUCCACCCGAUUGCUUCUUUUCAGAACUUUCCUGUAGACUCUGAUUGGGAUGAAGACCCUGACUUAAUCUUGGAACGGUUAGCUUUCCCUGACCUUUGGCUUCACCCUCUGAUACCAACUGAUUAUAUUAAAAACUUACCAAUGUGGCGAUUUAAAUGUCUUGGGGUGCAGUCUGAAGAAGAAAUGUCGGAGAGUUCUCAAGACACUGAAAAUGACUCAGAUAGUGACAACAUGGACACUUUUAGUAGUAGUAAGGAUGUAUUUGAAGAUAAACAAAGCGUUGUUCACAGUUCUCCAGGAAGAACAAGCCACUGUGAUACUGAGGCUUGUUCAUGUGCCAAUAAAUGUCAGAGCAGCCCAUGUGAAAGGAAGAGGAGGUCAUAUGGAUCACAUAAUUCUAAUGAAGAUAUGGAACCGGACUGGUUAACUUGGCCUGCUGGUACGCUGCACUGUACUGAAUGUGUUGUUUGCCUUGAGAAUUUUGAAAAUGGAUGUUUGCUAAUGGGGUUGCCUUGUGGUCAUGUGUUUCACCAGAAUUGCAUUGUUAUGUGGUUGGCUGGGGGCCGACACUGUUGCCCUGUUUGUCGUUGGCCUUCAUAUAAGAAAAAGCAGCCAUAUGCACAACAACAGCCGUUGUCAAAUGACGUUCCAUCUUAACCAUGUGCAGUUUGUCGUUAAUAAGCUUUGAGUAUCUUACAGCUUGCCUUUUUAAUGUUAGUCACAAUGUUUUUGUGGUUUGAAGUUUAGUUUAAUGUUAGUGCAGUGACAGGAAAUAUACAUUAUGCUGAUGAUGAUGACAGAAUUUAUUUGGUUGCCUUGUGUGUCAAUUGAAUGCAUACUAAACUGUAAAAAAAAUUAUUUACAGCAUUGAAAAUUCAGAAGUUAAUGGUUUUUUGUAAGCACAAAAGAAGUAUGGUAGAAAUUAAUCUUAACAAGACUUUAUGAGGCAGGAUCAAGUCCUAGUGGGCCUGAGCUGGUUUCUUACCCUUACCCUAAGUGUUUUCUCCCUUUUUACAGUCUCUGUCCAGCACUUCUUGGUUAAAUAAUGUAUGCUCUGAGACAUGAAAUUAAAACAGAUCUAUAAAAUAAAUUAUUUUAAAAGCAGAAGGUU